Paramisgurnus dabryanus is the source of this 2110-nucleotide messenger RNA. Lineage: Eukaryota; Metazoa; Chordata; Actinopteri; Cypriniformes; Cobitidae. The record is from RefSeq and is a predicted model, not a curated record.
CAGCACGCCCUCCAGAUAGCGCAAACACACACACACACUCGCGCGCGCACACACAGUCCGAGUGGGGAUUUCCACCCAAGCGUUUGUUUCCUUCACUUGUUUUGCUUUCGAUCUGAGGAGCGAAAUCAAAUCCAUUUGACUUUUCCUUUUGUUAUCGAGAACUACAAAUUGUCAACACUCCAAAGACUCCUCGCGUUUAUACCCGGAGUGAAAUCUGCACGCGUAGCAGGCCACCAUGCCAGUGGAGAGAAUGCGUAUGAGGCCGUGGUUGGAAGAGCAGAUAAACUCUUGUCAAAUACCAGGGCUUAAAUGGGUCAACAAGGAGAAGAAAAUAUUCCAGAUUCCGUGGAUGCAUGCCGCACGUCACGGCUGGGAUGUGGAGAAAGAUGCCCCUCUCUUUCGAAACUGGGCCAUACAUACAGGAAAAUAUAUGCCAGGUGACAAACCGGACCCCAAAACGUGGAAGGCAAACUUCCGGUGUGCGAUGAACUCUCUGCCGGAUAUUGAGGAGGUGAAAGACAAAAGCAUUAAAAAGGGAACAAAUGCCUUCAGGGUGUACAAGAUGCUCUCCGCAUCUGAGAGACAUUCAAAAAGAGGGAAAAAGAGGGCGAUAGAAAAAGAAGAAAAGAUCAAGACAGAGCGGACAUGUCCUCCACCUUUGGGAUGGGAAAACAGUAAUGGCUCUUUACCCUGUAAAAUCCCGGUCACAGUCAAGCAGGAGGCGGAUUACUCCGGAACAGAUACCGAUGGGCGGAGUCCUACGGACGACCACCUGAUCAUUAAUGAUCUGCCUGACGUCUGUCAGACCAUCGAGGUGGUGACAGAAAAUGAGGAGCAGACCGUGACAUCCAGUGACCUUUAUCCUUUACAGAUCUCUCCUGUCUCCUCGUAUGGAGCAGAGAGCGAUACAGACAGCGUUCACAGCUAUGAAGACUCUAAAGAGCAAGUUCAGGCGUAUCUGUUUGCAAAUGAAGACAAGAAACCUCUGAUGAUGAGUUUGCCUGGCAUGUCCUCUUUCAUCUCCCCUGACAAGCCCAACUUCAAGAUAACCACUGUUCAAGAGCAAGUGCCUUCUUCUCUACACGCCCCCUUCCCUACUGGACCUCACUGGAACAUCUUGAACUCCUCUUUCCCUUCGCCCCACACGCCCGGACCGUCCGCCGUCCAGCCGCCCGUUCACGAGAAACGCGCCAGUGUGAUCAUGAAAACCUCAGACGUGUCCAAAUCCUCGGUCAAGAGCUGCUGAUGAUGUCUGGAUGAUAGCUGGACCCGACCGAGGUGCGGACACGCGCAGAACACUAUUGUAGCCUUUGAGAUAGGACCUAAAAGAGCUCACAGGACAACAUUGCCUUAAAGGACUUUCUCUGGACCGUCCGAGCUCGUCAGUAAGUGACGCGUGAGCUUAAAUUCAGGGAGAUUUGAAGCGCAGUGAUGUGAAACCGUAAGUUGCUGUAGUGUCUAGAUCGCAAGCCAUUGUGAAUGUGUAUAUAGAGGGGUCAUGACCUAAUUGCCUUUAGCCACCUGAGCACCUUAUGGAAAAGCAUUGGCUGUGAUAAUCAAUGACUAUAGUAGUUUGUGAUGGAGGGGAAAUAGCUUUAGGAGCUUUUAUGUAGCUCCAGCAAAUCCAGAAAAAAUGAUGCACAUAGAUGGCACUUAAUGGCAUAAUCUUAACUUAUCCUCAUACGUUUAUCACGAGCCAAUAUAUUUUUAUACUUUAGGGAUCUUUAUACAAUGGAUAAUGUAUGAUACAAAUGCCAUUUUAUGUAAUUGGCCUUAUCAUGUAUGAAAUUUAGUGUAAAUUUGUGGUUUUUAUGAAAAAACAAAGCACUUCUUUUUAUGUUUUUUUUUUUUAAAGUAGGGUAGAAGAUUUUAUGCGUCUCUUUCUACUGUAUAUGUGAACACAAUGAUAUAUGUAUAUGUUUUGUGUGUAUAUGUCUAAAUGUUGGGUAUGUGAGCCCCAGAUAAUGUGUGUAUAUACGUAAAGAUAUACACACAAGGGCUUUUAAUUCUGUGGAUCACAGAAAGUUUCAUGAGAGAUUUCCUCAAGAUUGUGGUGUGAUAAAAUCAUGUUAUCAUAAAAAUAAAUGGAAACUCUGCUGAAGUAAGAUUA